Molecule: messenger RNA, 939 nt
Organism: Lepus europaeus (European hare)
Lineage: Eukaryota; Metazoa; Chordata; Mammalia; Lagomorpha; Leporidae
Product: olfactory receptor 51F2-like
Exons: 1
Coding region: 1-939 (312 amino acids)
Biological process (GO): G protein-coupled receptor signaling pathway
Cellular component (GO): membrane
Molecular function (GO): G protein-coupled receptor activity; olfactory receptor activity
Source: RefSeq, a predicted model, not a curated record
AUGCCAUCUUUUAACCAGAGCAUUUUCCACCCUACUGCCUUCUUCCUUACUGGCAUCCCUGGCCUUGAAAACUCUCACGUCUGGAUCUCCAUCCCAUUCUGUUGUCUCUAUGCCAUGGCCAUCUCUGGGAACAGCAUGAUCCUUUUUGUCAUCAUCACUGACUCAAGCCUCCAUGAGCCAAUGUAUUAUUUCCUCUCCAUGUUGUCCUUCACUGACCUGGGUCUGUGUCUUUCUACAUUGGUUACCAUGCUAGGUGUUUUCUGGUUUAAUGCUCGAGAAAUCAGCUUUGAUGCCUGCAUUGGCCAAAUGUUCUUCAUUCAUGGCUUUACAUUCAUGGAAUCCUCUGUACUCCUGGCAAUGGCCUUUGACCGCUUCAUUGCCAUCUGUAACCCACUGAGAUAUGCCACAAUCUUAACCAACUCACGGAUCAUCAAAGUGGGCUUUGCAAUCAUUAUUAGGGGGACAACAGCUCUAGUGCCUUUACUCUUGCUCCUUAAGCGACUGUCCUUCUGCCGAAGUCAUGUGCUCCAUCAUUCAUACUGUUUCCAUCCUGAUGUGAUGAAGCUCUCAUGUUCAGACACCAGGAUCAACAGCGCAUUUGGCCUCACCAUUGUCAUCUCUACGGCUGGCUUGGACUCUGUUUUGAUCCUCCUCUCCUAUGUUCUGAUCAUCCACUCUGUGCUCAGCAUUGCCUCCCCUGAGGAACGGAAAAAGGCAUUCGGUACUUGUGUCUCACACAUAAGUGCUGUUGCCAUCUUCUACAUCCCCAUGAUCAGCUUGUCACUGGUACAUAGGUUUGGGAAGCAUGCCCCUCCCCUUGUGCACACUCUUAUUGCCAAUGUUUAUCUGCUCAUCCCUCCUGUAAUGAAUCCCAUCAUCUACAGUGUAAAGACCAAGCAAAUUCGCAAGGCUGUGCUCAAAGUAUUCUUCUUAAACUAA